AUGUCAUUGAAUGGGCUGAAAAGUUAUAUAGCGAAACGGAGAACCGUGCACAUUAUCUCGUUUCCAUUCCUUCUCUGCAAGGAGCUUGAGGAGAUCGAUCCGGUACGAACGAAUUUUUGGAGAUAUCAACAGGCUUUGGCUGAGAACAAACACGAAAAGCAAAUUCUUCACGCCCAACAACAUCCAAGAUUUCUUUCGUAUUCUUCCAGCGCU
Mesorhabditis belari is the source of this 213-nucleotide messenger RNA. Lineage: Eukaryota; Metazoa; Nematoda; Chromadorea; Rhabditida; Rhabditidae. The record is from the annotation of a GenBank genome assembly.